Messenger RNA from Corticium candelabrum, 952 nucleotides. RefSeq names its product lysoplasmalogenase TMEM86A-like. Lineage: Eukaryota; Metazoa; Porifera; Homoscleromorpha; Homosclerophorida; Plakinidae. The transcript has 2 exons. Gene Ontology annotation, molecular function: hydrolase activity. The record is from RefSeq and is a predicted model, not a curated record. The coding region runs from base 91 to 801 and encodes 236 amino acids. Gene Ontology annotation, cellular component: membrane.
CGGAAACCAAGAUGACACAACGCCGGUGACUGGUCACCUCAAGUCACAUGACACCAAGCGAUAGCGUCAUCUGGACCUAUUGCGUUCUCAAUGGAUCUUGCAGAGACUACCGCUGGGUUGGCGGGAACGGCUCUAACUCUCAUUCCUUUCACUCUCUCAUCAGCUUUCUAUCUCAUCUACUGGCUACCCUUUCAUGAGAGACCCUCACACACCACUGCUGCCGUCAAAUGCCUUCCCAUCAUCUUCCUCUGGUUCUUUGUCUAUAAGCAAGGCAUUCACCGGCCCUACAAUCGCAGGAUUCUUGCCGGAUUGGUCGCCAGUUGUCUUGGUGACGCCCUACUUGUCUACAAGGGCGACUACUUUACUGUCGGAUUGCUCUCGUUUGCUGUUGCGCAGAGUAUUUAUUCACUGGCGUUCGGGUUGAGGCCUUUCAAGGCGAAAGUCGGAGCAGUGAGUGGAGCACUCGGUGUGCUCUCCUAUUGGUUGAUAUAUCCGGGACUUACCGGUGUGAUGACAUGGUUGGCGCUUAUUUAUAUUGCUCUGUUGGUGUUGAUGUUUUGGAGGGCGGUCGCACGGGCGAUGCAGAUUUUAGUUAAUCGGAAGUUCUUGCCGUUGGCGUUGAGUCUGAUGGCGGGCGGACUUUGCUUUGUCGUGUCCGACUUUGUGAUCGCUUUCGAUAAAUUUCGUUUCUCGGUGCCGUUGAGUGACUAUAUUAUCAUGAUCACGUAUUAUGCGGCUCAACUCGGCAUCAGUCUAUCUGUGAUCCAAAUGAGAAAAGGAAAGAUGGAGAAAGAUAUUUAGAGGUCUGGGACUCCAAGGCAUGUCGCCUCGCAGUUUUUGAUUUGAUAGAUUAGCCGCUGUGGGCAUGCUCAUACACACAGAUUUAGUGGAUAUAGAUACAAUUGUUUGCUGAGAAAAUUUCAACUUGUAUUGAAUAAAACUCUACACACGA